Messenger RNA from Apis mellifera (honey bee), 1437 nucleotides. Its product is annotated as acyl-CoA Delta(11) desaturase. Lineage: Eukaryota; Metazoa; Arthropoda; Insecta; Hymenoptera; Apidae. Gene Ontology annotation, molecular function: iron ion binding; stearoyl-CoA 9-desaturase activity. Gene Ontology annotation, cellular component: endoplasmic reticulum membrane. The transcript is spliced from 6 exons. The record is from RefSeq and is a predicted model, not a curated record. Gene Ontology annotation, biological process: unsaturated fatty acid biosynthetic process. Bases 379 to 1389 code for a protein of 336 amino acids.
UUUCCGCUUCUGGGCCCACCACCGAGCUCCACCACUCCACCACCACGAAACUUCUCUUCAAACUGGAUGGAUUAUCGGCACUAUCCCCCCCCACCACGCGUUUGGAUCGCAUUGAUAGUUGAACGGGAACCAUCUAACAAUGGACGAACACUCUGCGAGAUUAGGGGGCACUUUAUAAAUGGCCGGCCACCAGGGGAAUAGCUGUGAAACGUUAUCGACAAGUUCGAUGACACGCGUCUCGCCGUUAGUGCUUGUGCUCCUGUGGUGUUUAACUGGCUUUCUAAGUGGCUGGUAGUCGGCCGACACGCCACGGUUUUAACAGGAGAAUCGAUCAAUUUUCGAAUUAAGAGAGAAGGAGAGAGAGAGAGAUUGGAGAGGAUGUACACUACGACGGUGACUACUCGACACUCGGAGGAGAAGAAGGAGGAGAAUCGGACGGUGGAGGAGGACGUGGAACCAGUUCCACUAGCCGGGAAACGAAGCCCGGCCAGGUUACGGAUAAUAUGGCGAAAUGUGAUUGGUAUCAUUGUGCUUCAUUUCCUCGCCGUUUACGGUUUCGUGAACGGUUAUCGAGAUGCCAAGCUGUGGACAUGGAUUUGGAAUAUCGCGUACGGUGUUGUUGCCGGCUUCGGGAUAACAGCGGGGGCUCAUCGACUGUGGGCGCAUAAAAGUUAUUCCGCCAAGACUCCUUUGCGGAUCUUUUUGGCUUAUUUGUAUUGCAUGGCUGGACAGACGCACUUUUACAAAUGGAUACGGGACCACAGGACGCACCACAGAUACACGGAAACGCGCGCUGAUCCACACGACGCGACUCGUGGAUUCUUCUUCUCCCACAUCGGCUGGCUGAUGGUUAAACGGGACCCGGCAGUGAAGGAGUACGGUAGUAAAAUCGACAUGAGCGACAUCGCGGCCGAUCCCGUGAUAAAAUUCUUCGACAAAUAUUACGAGGUCAUUAUGCUCACGUUGUGCUUCGCGAUGCCGAUAUUGGUGCCGAUCCUCGCAUGGGACGAGACGUGGUUCAUAAGCUUUCACGCGGGCCUCAUUCGCUACGUGUGGUCGUUGCACGCGACUUUUAUCGUGAACAGUUUCGCCCAUAUGUGGGGAAAUCGACCGUACAACAGGAGGGUGAAACCGACGGAGAACCCGACCGUGUCUUUCUUCGCACUGGGUGAAGGUUGGCACAAUUAUCAUCACUCGUUCCCGUGGGAUUACAAGGCUGCCGAACUGGGCGCGUACGGCCUGAACCCGACCACCGGUUUCAUAGAGUUGAUGGCGCUUGUGGGGCUGGCAUACGAUUUGAAAACGCCUAGGGAGGAGCUGGUCGAUCGUACGAGCGCGAGGAAGGGUGACGGAACCAGCAGCCUAUGGGGACGACGUCGGAGAUGUUGAGAGGAAAGAUUUCGGGAAGAUUGGAUUAAGAAGACGCGUGGCAAAGAU